UACCGCAAAAUCUUCGACUACUGGUAAGUAAACCAAGUCCCUGAACAGUUUCUGAAGAAAGCACAUUUAAUAUUACGUGCUACAUGAACUAUAAAGUAUGAAACCACAAACAUUGCUCACAUAGUUCAAUGAUGACAGUUUACCAUUGUGUGUCACGAAGAGGUGACGUCUUGAAGUCUUCCUGACGUGCUGACGCUUUAAAGUUCAGGAGCAAACAUUACAUUCAAAUGUAUUUUAUUGUACAACAAUAUAGUUUCGAUCGUCAAGUGAAAUACAGUAGUCCUUUUUCAAUUGAAGUUGACAGCUGAUUUCACGCACGCUCCAGCAGUGGACUCAUCUCUUAACUCAGAGGGGCCAUCCAACCGAGGCAGAGUAUAAGACGAUCACCGAGAUGACCAGGAGAGAAAAUUGCCCUCUGGAGCCUGUUCCUCCCGGUCCCCCGGCAGCAGCAUCAGAGAUGCUGACCAAGAGCAUCUUGCGACGAAGCUUCUCCUGCCUGCGCCUCAGUAAACAUAUCACCCUCUACAUGAAUGAGCAUGUUGCACCCGCACCGUCAGAUCACACCUACGAGGACCAGAAGCCUCUGACGCUGAUGCUGCCGUGGUUGGGAGCGCGUCCCCAGGCCGUAGCCAAAUAUUGCGACAUCUACCUGCGCACUGGCUUUGAUGUCCUCGUCGUCGAGAGUGAGGUACAAGAAUUCCUAUGGCCUCGUUGGAGUUUGCAACACGGCAAGAAGCUGGUGGAGUUGUUGCACAGUGACCGCUUUGCGUCGCGGCCGCUGCUCGUCCACGCCUUCUCCAUCGGCGGUUACACCUUCGCACAGGUGAUGGUGCUUGUAUCCGAGGACCCGCAGAAGUACAAGACACUCACCGGGAGGAUCAAAGGACAAAUCUAUGACAGCCUGGUGGUGGGCUCUGUGGAGUUGAUGGCUUCAGGUGUGGCCAAGAUCGCAUUUCCUCGCUGGGAGACGGCAGUGAAACAAAUGAGCCUGCUGUACUUCAACACGUUCAAGCGUCAAACCACUGACUACUAUAACAAGAGCAUCCAAGUCUUCUGGAAUUCUCCCUUCACCGCGCCCGCGCUCUUCUUCUACUGCGACAACGACCCGCUGAGUGACCCGCGUGCCCUGGAGGAGGUCAUCGACUUCUGGCGGGGGCGUGCUGUGACCCUCACCGCUAAGAAAUGGGAGUGUUCCAAACAUGCCGGCCACCUGAAGGCCCACCCGCAAGAGUACGUCGACACUCUGGAAUCCUUCGUCCACUCGCUUUCUCUUGUUCCGCUCAAAGCUAAGAUGUAGCUUGAGAAGGGGAGAGGGGUGUGGGGGGGGGGGGGCAAACUCACUCCAAACUUGGCCCACUUGCUGUUACUAACUUCUCAGGUUCUAAUAGUUGUAGUCAACUCAUUUAGUCAACUUAUUUAUUUGAAAUGCAACAAGUGUUGUCGUAACAAAUGUACAUUUCAGGUCUAUAUUUACAAUGAAGGAGUUUUAAGACCAAACAACAAACAAAACAGUACAUCUGCAUUCAUAUAGCGCUUUCACAAGAGUGCAGCUGUCACAAAGCGCUUAAGGCUGCAUUGAGGAAAAAAAAAAAUAGUAUUCCACUACAAGAUUAGAGUUGUAAUCUUGUGAGGAUGAAGGUGAACUGUCUCAAAAGAAAUUUGUAAAUUUUCCCCCCAAAAAGUUUUGGGGUUCUUUUCCUUCUUGACUUUUUUUUUUUUUAGAUAAAAAUUGUCCGUUUGAGAAAAUAAGUUAAUUUUCAGAAAUAAAGUUGCAUUUUAUGAAGGAAGAGUCCUAAUUUUAUCAGAGUGAAGUGUAA
Hippocampus comes (tiger tail seahorse) is the source of this 1817-nucleotide messenger RNA. RefSeq lists its product as uncharacterized. Bases 392 to 1297 code for a protein of 301 amino acids. Gene Ontology annotation, molecular function: serine hydrolase activity. The record is from RefSeq and is a predicted model, not a curated record. The transcript is spliced from 5 exons. Lineage: Eukaryota; Metazoa; Chordata; Actinopteri; Syngnathiformes; Syngnathidae.